UACUCAAAAUUUCCCCCAACCUUUGACGCGACAAGCAACAUCAAGAAAUCUCACCAAAUGGAAGGCGAGGAGCAGCAGAGGGUGAAGACGACGAGCCAAUGGGUGUCCCACGUCGAGCACCUGCUCGACGCCGGCGGCAACCCAUCGGAGGAGGAGGCGAGGCGGUGGCGGAGGCAGUCGGUGUACCGCGUGCCGGCGUACAUCAAGCAUCGCACCUCCUACGGCGCACCGCAGCUGGUGUCGCUCGGCCCCUUCCACCACGGCGUCCCCGAGCUCCGGCCGGCCGAGGAGCACAAGGAGAGGGCGCUCCUGCACCUGCUCCGCCGCGGCGGCGGCGGCGGCGAUGGGCGGCGGCUGCGGCUGGGUAGCCUCGUGGCGUCGAUGGAGGAGGUGGUGGUGGAGCUGCAGGACGCGUACCAGGGGCUGGGCGCCACCAAGUGGAGGGACGACCGCGACGGGUUCUUGAAGAUGAUGGUCUUGGAUGGGUGCUUCCUGCUCGAGGUGAUGCGCGCGGCGGCCGAGGCGGCGCAGGGCGACGGUGACGGCGAGGGCGUGGGCGGAGGCUACGCGGCGAACGACCCCGUGUUCAGCCGCCACGGCGAGCUGUACGUGUUCCCGUACGUCCGCCGCGACAUGCUCAUGAUCGAGAACCAGCUGCCGCUCCUCGUGCUCCAGCGGAUCGUCGCCUUCGUCCACGGCGGCGCCGCCCCUGAAGCGAGCGACGACGCGAUCAACAACAUGGUGCUCAGCUUCGUGUCGAUGAUCCCUGACCCGCCGGCGAUGAGAGGCGGCGGCGGCCUGGCGCUCCACCCGCUCGACGUCUGCCACCGGAGCCUGCUCCAUGGCUCGCCGCCAAGGCCGUGCCAUACGGGGAGGCGAGAGGAGUUCGUGCCGUCGGCGACGGAGCUCGACCAGGCGGGCGUCCGGUUCCGUCCCAGCCGGACGCGCAGCCUCCACGACAUCAGCUUCCGCCACGGCGCGCUCCGCAUCCCGCGCCUCGCCGUGGACGACACGACGGAGCACAAGCUGUUCAGCCUGAUGGCAUUCGAGCAGCUGCACGGCGCCGGCGCCAACGAGGUGACGGCGUACGUGUUCUUCAUGGACAACGUGAUCAAGUCCGGCGACGACGCGCGGCUGCUGGGCGCGAGCGGCGUGGUGUCCAACGGGCUGGGCAGCGACGAGGCGGUGGCGGAGAUGUUCAACCGGCUGGCGAGCGAGGCGGAGCUGGACCGGCGGAGCGCGCUGCACGGCGUGCACGGGGAGGUGAACGCGUACAGGGAGAAGCGGUGGAACCAGUGGCGCGCCAGCCUCGUCCGCAACCACGCCGGCAACCCGUGGGCGAUCGUCUCGCUCGUCGUCGCCUUCGUGCUCCUCGUCCUCACCGUCUUGCAGACCGUGUACACCGUGCUGCCCUACUACCAGGAGCAGGCGGCAGCCGGCGAGGCUGCUCUCCGCGAACUCUGACGGCAUGAUCUAGUGGGAAAUCGAUCAGUGUGUUUUUAGCUUAAUUAGCCUUGCUGUUCCCUUGAUUUUGUUGAAAUUGAUAAAAUGGAGAAACAAUCGGAGAAGAGAA
Oryza sativa Japonica Group (Japanese rice) is the source of this 1573-nucleotide messenger RNA. RefSeq names its product UPF0481 protein At3g47200. Lineage: Eukaryota; Viridiplantae; Streptophyta; Magnoliopsida; Poales; Poaceae. The record is from RefSeq and is a predicted model, not a curated record.